CACAGUCGACGAUAUAAGAGAGCUGUGCACUCCGUCAAACGCAUUUUGAAGAGAAGGAAGCAAUCUGCAGUUUCUACAGGAGCCUGUCAUCAUGUUUCCAGCAGAGGUCUCAGUUGUGGUUUGCAUUGCCCUGGCUCUCAGUGGGGCUGCAGCUCAGGAUGACGAGAAGAAAAAAGUAGAGAAGAGGGAAGUGUCAAUGUACCCGGGUUCCUGUCUGAAGGGAUGGGUCAGUUUCAAUAGCCGGUGCUAUCAGUAUGUGCAGGUCAAGAAGACAUGGGCUGAUGCUGAGCUGUUCUGCCUCAGUGUUGGGGGAAAUCUCGCCUCCGUACACAGCGUCGAAGAGAACAAUUUCAUUCAGAACCUGAUUAAUAAGAAUGAUGCCUCAAAUACUAUUACCUGGCUCGGGGGUUCUGACUGCUUCAAGGAGGGGUCAUGGUAUUGGACCGAUGGAUCUAAAUGGGACUACAACAUCUGGAACAAGGGAGAACCCAACAACUUCCUUGUUGAAAACUGUCUGCAGAUUAACUAUGGGGGAAGCAAUCUGCAGUUUCUACAGGAGCCUGUCAUCAUGUUUCCAACAGCGGUCUCAGUUGUGGUUUGCUUUGCCCUGGCUCUCAGCCAGACUACAGCUCAGGAUGAUAAGAAGAAAGAAGUGGAGAAGAGGGAAGCGUCAAUGUGUGGGGGUUUCUGUCUGAAGGGAUGGGUCAGUUUCAAUAACCAGUGCUACCAGUAUGUAAAAGACAGGAAGACGUGGGCUGAUGCUGAGCUGUUCUGCCUCAGUGUUGGGGGGAAUCUCGCCUCUGUACACAGCAUCGAAGAGAACAAUUUCAUUCAGAACCUGAUCAACAAGAAUGACGCCUCAAAUACUAUUACCUGGCUCGGGGGUUCUGACUGCUUCAAGGAGGGGUCAUGGUAUUGGACCGAUGGAUCUAAAUGGGACUACAACAUCUGGAACAAGGGAGAACCCAACAACUUCCUUGUUGAAAACUGUCUGCAGAUUAACUUUGGGGCUCCCGGAGGUUGGAAUGACAUGGCCUGUCUUAAUUUGUAUCCAUUUGUCUGUGUGUAUAAAAAUAAUUAUCCAUUUGCAUAAAUCUCUAAAACAGAAUGUUAACUAUUUGACAGUUCUGAUUGAUAAAUAAAGUUGAGCAGCAUUGA
Molecule: messenger RNA, 1158 nt
Organism: Polyodon spathula (Mississippi paddlefish)
Lineage: Eukaryota; Metazoa; Chordata; Actinopteri; Acipenseriformes; Polyodontidae
Product: macrophage mannose receptor 1-like
Exons: 11
Coding region: 92-1093 (333 amino acids)
Molecular function (GO): signaling receptor activity
Source: RefSeq, a predicted model, not a curated record